UAUUUCGCCUUUCUCCUCUGCAAUGUAGACUAUGGCGUCUGGUGGCAAGUGUUAGAGAGGUCGCUUCUCACGUCAGGUAGAUCAUCAAAUGGUGAGUUGCAAAGUUUGAAGAUCUCCAUCACAAUUCACAUUCUGUGUCAUAAUGGAGUGUGUCAGUGUAAAGGAUGACAGACCUUUGCACGAGCUGAGGUUUGACGCUGCUGUCAAAGUGAUACAAAGUUUACCCCCCAACGGUUCCUUUCAACCCUCCAAUGACAUGAUGCUCAAAUUUUAUAGUUAUUACAAACAAGCCACAAUAGGACCUUGCAAAAUACCCCGUCCUGGGUUCUGGGACCCCGUGGGCAAAGCUAAAUGGGAUGCAUGGAAUUCUCUUGAAGAGAUGAGCAAGGAAGAAGCAAUGAAAGGUUAUGUUGGUGAAAUGAAACUUAUUCUGGAGGGCAUGCCCAUCACGGAUGAGGUGGAGCAGCUCCUGCAGGUAAUGGGUCCGUUCUACGAGCUGGUGGACGAGAAGAAAAAGAUCAGUCAGGUGUCAGACCUGACCACAGGAUUUGGGACGACGUUAGGUUCCAAGCCCUCUAAGAGCGUCACAAUGAGCAUCAUCAGAACCAUGGAGAUGAACGGUACUUUGGAGACCCGACCAGCCAGGCUAGCUCCUCCAAACCAUAACAACAUCUUGGAGAUUGAGCAAAAGGCAGAGGAAAUACAGGAAGACGAAGAUGAUAUCGAUGAAGAGGAUGAAGAGGAAGACGUUAAGAUAAGGGAUUCGAAACAAGACCAGAAAACAGCAGUCUGCCAGCUAAAGAAGAAGGGCUCUGCCAAGAAACCCAGAGUGCCUGGGUCUAACGGUAAGGUGGGGAACGGACUGGCCCACCAGACCAAUGGCACCCACUCCUCCAAGUCUGCGCUGAACAGCGACGACUCUGAGGAGGGCCUCAUCAGCGCCUCCCUGCUCCCUGAACUGCAGGUUAACGGGCACCACACAGAUCCAUGUGAAGAUGUGUCUGGUCCCCAUCACCUGGCGAGUGACUCCGACAGUGAGGUGUACUGUGACUCAAUGGACCAGUUUGGUCUAGAAGAGGGCUCAGACGAGCAGAUGAACUGCUCUCUGGAUCUGGAUGAGGGGGAGGGGGAGAGCCACAGCCCUCUGUCCUCUCAGGAGGAGCCCCAGGCAGGGCUUGGGGCCCCCGGGGAGGAGCAGGACCUCCCAGAGGGCAUGCAGUGUGGAGGAGAGGAACCGCAGACGGGUGGAGCUGCUUCUCAGAGACAGAGACAAAGCACAGAGAGGCCUGAUGGCUCCCUAGUCAGGAGAAGCAGGGGUUCCAGGUCGUCAAGCCAAAGUCCUGGGGCCCAGGGGCCCACACAGGGCAGUGGAGGGGACGGGGGCCGCUGGGGGGCCGCUGGGCCUCCUGGGGUAAGCCUGAAUGAGCAGAUAGUGGUGGCUCUGGCCAGACUUCAGGAGGACAUGCAGAGUGUUCUAGAGAGACUGCACACUCUAGAGGCUCUCACCGCCUCCCAGGCAAGGUCAUUGGAUUUAUCUCCCAAUUAUACAUCAACCCCAGCAAAAAAGAGCAGCAAGAAACCUUCCUGGUGGCCUUUCGAUGUGUCUCCAAGCACAGUGGCCUUCGCAGUGUUAUGGCCAUUUGUGGUGCAGUGGCUUAUACGUGUAUACUUUCAACGUAGAAGGAGACGAAUCAACUGAUAAGUCUACAGGCCGAAACAGACAAGGGCGGAGGGAUAGGAGAUCUCUCUCUGUGUCUUUGAUAGCCCCCUUCCGCUCCACCGUUCAGCUCAGUAACUCCAGCUUUUGCACUAUGAAGAUGGCACUAGGAGGAGUAAGUGAGAGAAUGCUUUUGGCACUAGAAAGUGAAAUCAAAGAAAAAUGUGAAUGUAUUGGAUUGCAUCUUACAUAAUCAUCCAGGCUUUUAGAGACGAUACUAGUACCGUACCACGUUAGUCAUUUCUUGGUUUGUGGGUGGAUGUUUCGGAAAGGGAGAUUUGUCCAUUGGAAUGUGGCAGUGUUUAUUUGUUGCUGUCAUUCACGUCUCCUUGUCUUUUAUGUCCGUUGGUAAGAUCUGACAUCACUGGAACUCUCUGCAUCUGUACUGUAAGAGGCCGAAGGGAGUUUCCUACCAUGUCCUGCAAAUGCUUGCAACUGAGAAACCCUAACCAUAUCCAUAUACUUGCUUUAGCAAUGCUGCUGAGAUAUUGUACAAACUGUAGUAUACAGUGAAAUGUAAUGGUAUAAUGUGUGAGAGAUGUUAGUUUAUUCUUAAAAAAACAUUUUGAUUUUUCGAUAAAGUUGGUUGUCAUAUAAAAACUUGAUAAUGA
Hypomesus transpacificus is the source of this 2328-nucleotide messenger RNA. RefSeq names its product acyl-CoA binding domain containing 5a (gene acbd5a). Gene Ontology annotation, cellular component: peroxisome. Gene Ontology annotation, molecular function: fatty-acyl-CoA binding. Gene Ontology annotation, biological process: autophagy of peroxisome; fatty acid metabolic process. The transcript is spliced from 13 exons. Bases 143 to 1699 code for a protein of 518 amino acids. NCBI's taxonomy places the organism in Eukaryota, Metazoa, Chordata, Actinopteri, Osmeriformes, Osmeridae. The record is from RefSeq and is a predicted model, not a curated record.